This is a messenger RNA of Aspergillus versicolor CBS 583.65, 645 nucleotides long. RefSeq lists its product as uncharacterized. The transcript has a single exon. The coding region runs from base 1 to 645 and encodes 214 amino acids. Lineage: Eukaryota; Fungi; Ascomycota; Eurotiomycetes; Eurotiales; Aspergillaceae. The record is from RefSeq and is a predicted model, not a curated record.
AUGUCUAGCGAACUGGGCUUCUCACUCCCCAAUGGCACCCGCAUCGUUCACGGCAGCGGUGCUGCCGCCAGAGACGCUUUCCCGCCGGACUCGAACAUCCCCGGCAGACUCCAAACAUUCAGCGCAGGCCAUGUCAACGACCCAUCUACGCCCUGCUUCUGUGGGCCACAAGGGUUAUUACCCUUCGACACCAAGACCCGCAUGCCGCGGCAUGUGCAUAUGGCUCCAGACCCUGUCGGCGAGGGCCUUCGAUACGUCGUUGAAAAGAUAAUGGUCAUGGAGGGCGUGGCCGUAGCAGAGCUCGGAGGUGAACUCUACAUAAUCCCCCCUCACACGAUGGUGCUUAUUGGGGCUGGUGUCCCACAUACCUGGACUGCUUGCCCGCCGGGUCUUGACUUUGAGGCACUGGGGUUUGCCACUGACGGGGAAGGGGGCGCUGUUUCAACGGGGAGAUUUGUUGCGGUGUUCGAGUAUGAAGUACCGACUUCGUUCUUUCCAACGGCGCAGACGGGGACUCUUACCACUGAAGAGGAAUAUGUUCGGUGUGAUGAUUUGCAUUCUAUUGGGAUUCCGGCUAUGACGGUGGAAGAACUAAAGGAGCGGGCGUGGUUUGUGUGGGGGACGGAAGUUCGGAAGCUCCCUUAG